AUGAUCUCCGCUUCAUCCGUUAUCCUUGCCCUCUCGGCUGUCUCGCCCGCGCUCGCAGACCUCGGCAAGAGCACACUCUUCCCGGACGGCCUUCACGACCCGCUCAGUGGUCUCGAUAACUUGCCGGUGCCGACCUUCACUACCGCUUCCGUCGACGUGCCCGACAUCUGCACAUCGCACGCGAGCGACUCAGGAUGCGAUACGACCGUCGAGGCGUAUCAAGUCACCAUUGGCGACUGUGCUGAGCCGUGGACUUUGUGCCGCUGCGCCGACGCGCAGAUGGACAUCAACGCGAUGGCGACACGCUUCGCUCAGGUCCCUCCCGGUGUCCGCUCUUACGUCGGCAGCGCACUCGCCGUCGCCGCAGACUCAUGCUCCGCCGGCUCGUCAGGCGACUUCAUCGUCUUCAACGGCGAUUGCUCGCAGAGUGUCUUCGACCACGAAUCGGGCCAUUCGCUGGACCAGAACACCUCCCCUUCGGACACCUGGACCAACGCGCUCGCUGCUUCAUCUUGCGUGCCGGACGACUACGCCAACUCCUCGCCUGCCGAGGAUUUUGCGCAGGUCAACGUGUGCUACAUCUACCAACAGCGCGUCGGCACUCUGCCUGCAGACCCGACCUGCAUGCAGCCGCAGCUUGACGUGUUCUCGAGUGAUGCGCGUAUCAGCGGUGCAAUCAGCGCUACGCAGUGCAAUGCCGACGUGCGGCCGUUCCAGCUGUCAGACAGCGAGGCGUCAAGCAAGAACCUCUCGAACGCCGUCUACAACGGCAAGAUCGAGACGACGUUCUUCCAUGCUACCCCUUCGCGCAAGUGA
Molecule: messenger RNA, 816 nt
Organism: Peniophora sp. CBMAI 1063
Lineage: Eukaryota; Fungi; Basidiomycota; Agaricomycetes; Russulales; Peniophoraceae
Source: the annotation of a GenBank genome assembly